AUGGCGCUGGAGGAGGAGGAGGAGGAGGAUGGCCCCGGACGGCAGCCCGAGGACGCGAGGCGCACGGAGCAGGUCCCAGUGAAUGGCCAGCCCAUAACAUCAGCCAACACCAGAGAGAAAAAGCUCCUCAAGCCUAAGAAGAAGAAGAAAGCCCAGUGCUCUGACAAGGAGGUGCCACAAGAUCUUUCUGUGGAAAAAGACAAACUGCGAGAGGAGGAAGGAGUUUGGCAGACCAAGAUCAGCAGCCGAGAGAAGAGACACUUAAGGAAGGAAAAACUGAAACAAAAAGGAACAUGGGAUAUUGCAGAAGUAAAAUCCUGUCCUGUGACCUUUGGGACGUUACCACAGCUGUCCAGGGAGUUAGAUGACCCUUCAACGAUUGACCCAGAUUCUGACUGGAAGGCUCCCGUGGAAGAGUGGGGAAACUGGACAGGGGAUGAGGAGCAUCAGACAGGGGACAAGAAGGGCAAGGAUUUGCCAGAAGGCAGAGCAGGCAUUCAUCCCUGCCUUCCUGGACUCGAAAGUAAAACACAGCGGAAGAAGAAGAAAAUUGAAGUGAAGGAAGCAAGGGGUGGAGCUGGGCUGAGGCAUCCCCAGCAAGGUUUGGAAAGAAGAAUGGAAGAAGACCCAAGGGCCUUGAUAUCUACAGAAUACAGCAGUGGUGCAGUUUGUGCUUCCUUCAGAAAAUCCUUGGAUAUUGCUAAUAAUGCACCACCCAGUAAUGGUGUCCCUGGGAAGAAGGAGAGGAAGAAGAGGAAGAAAAUGGAGAAAGAGACUUGAGGGAGCCGUGCAGCUGCCAGAGUGACAACCCAGUGGGGCAGGCCUGCCCAUGAGCUGCAAGGAUUCUGCUUUCUGUGAUGCCAUGCUGAGCUCAAAGUAAAGAGAGGCUCUGGGAGAUCUCCCAGCAAGAGGAACAGAAGAGGAGCCAGAGCAUGAGUGUGAGAGAAUGAGUGUGCUGAGCACAGGAGGUGGCACUGGAACUGAUGGAAGACAAAUGAGUGGCUGUUCAUGCCAGGCUGCUGCCCUCAAUUCAAAGCUGCUGAAUGGGUUCUGACUGGUUGCAUUAAGUCCUUUCAGUUUUUCCCUGUCAUGGUGUUUGUCAACUUGUCAUGUUACAUGCCAUUGUAGAAAUGGUCAGGACAUACCUGACCGGGAUUGUACUUCAGUGCCAUGGAGGAUCCACCAGCUCAUCUGGUCUCUGGCCUUUCUGCAGAGGUGAUGCUUGACACACUAAUGUACAGAAGGAAGCACUCUGCAGAGGCAAAGGGAGAAUAAUGUGGGUCAUUCUCAAACCUCCUACAUCUUUUAAAUCCUUAUUGAGCCGCUGCAGCCAGACUUUUGCCUGAUACCUUGACAUAAUUUUCACCCCUUAUCAGGCUAGCUUAUUCCACAGGGGAAAAUUUUUAAAGGAGGUUUUAAACCUAUCUGGAAACAUGGUCUAAACCUUUUUCUCCUCAGAUUUCCUGAUGAGGUGAAGUUUAAAGGCUGUAUGUCAAAAGCAUGUUGCAUUUGUACUUACUGUAGACUGAAAUGACUUUGAAAUAUUUUUUCUUAAUCUGAUCUUGGGAAGUUUUCAUCAUUUUGUUACUUCAGUAUUCUAAUAUAAACUCAAUUUGUGAACAAAGUGUUUUUAAAUGUUGUUUUAGUAUUUAUUGAAGACUGUGUAUUUCUUGAAAUGUGUGUAUUUCUUGUCAGAGGGCUUACAGCAUGGAGGAGGGAAUGUGUUUAUAAGUAACUCUGAGCUGACACCACUCAAACCUGAAGCACUUUAUCCCUAGAGGAGCUGCAGCUCUGGUGGUAGCUGUGAGUGUUUCCUAGAUGGUCCUGAGACUGUGCCUCCACCUGACCCAUCUGAGAAGUGCUGCCUGGGAGGAUGAGAUAGUGAUUCUUAAGUCUCCAUCUGCAUUUAAACUUGUGCCUU
This is a messenger RNA of Apus apus (common swift), 1921 nucleotides long. RefSeq lists its product as uncharacterized. Bases 1 to 780 code for a protein of 259 amino acids. Lineage: Eukaryota; Metazoa; Chordata; Aves; Apodiformes; Apodidae. The record is from RefSeq and is a predicted model, not a curated record. The transcript has 10 exons.